AUGCCUACUACCAAUUUCUGCAAUACAGAUUGGGAGGAAUUUGUGCUGCACUCUUCAAUAGCAACAGGUCUGAAGAGUACCAAGGAUGAAAUUCUCAAGGGUCUUUAUGUCAUGAUUACGAGGAGACCAACCAAGAAGGGGCAAGCCAAAGCCAAAUUCCCUGGCAGUCUGUUCAUCUCCAGCAUGUGGAAAGGGCUGCUCCUGGGUCUGUGUGUAGUAUUGGCUGUGAGAGGACUGGCAAAGGGGGCUCCUUUCCAACCAGAAGAUAAAUGGAAGCCUCUUGAUAACCCCAGAAACAGAGACCUGUUUUUCAGAACACUCCAGGCUUACUUCUCGGGCAGGGGUCUGGAUCUCAGGAAGUUCCCAGCCACUUUCACUGUGAACAAUGAAGGACCAAGGCUCUACUCAGAUCCUAUUGCUUCUGCAUUUGCAGAUUAUGAAGAAAAGAAAAAAUCCUUUCAGAACUAUUUCAAAGGCUGAAAGAUUCUGCUGAUGAAGGCAUUAACUUCAGAAGUCCAUGCCAAGUGGAAACCUUCACAACAAAAUUUUACUGCUUUGACUUUUUAACUGUUACCUGACAAUUCCAAAGUUUCUUCACUGUCCCCAUUUCUGCCAAUAGAAUCUGGUGUCCUGCUGCAAUAAGCAUUAUUCUGUCUGUUGACAAAUGUGUGCUACUGCAGUCUGUGAGCAGAAUUGUGCUUAAGUGUGAAUAAACGGGGAGUGCAUUCAACCACUGCCGAGUGUCUUUGUUCAAAAAAUAAACCUUCCCCUUCCCUGGGAAAUAAACCUUCCCUUUCAGUUUAUUA
Zonotrichia albicollis (white-throated sparrow) is the source of this 806-nucleotide messenger RNA. The record is from RefSeq and is a predicted model, not a curated record. Lineage: Eukaryota; Metazoa; Chordata; Aves; Passeriformes; Passerellidae.